CGUUGGUGUCGAAUCGACGAAUCGUUGGCUGUUUUGGCUGUUUAUUGUUUGUUGUGUGAAUCACCAUCAAUAAUCACCAAAUUUACCAAAUUCUUUAGUGUAGUACGCCACGCCUUACGCGUUCGCGAUUUUUGUUGUUUCGAUCGUUGUAAUAUUUUCACUGAGCUCUGCCAAAAACUACAAAAUGAUUAUUGUCAGUUUAAUUCUCAUGCUUGUAAUAUUUUCAGGCGUUGAUUGUGAAAGAAAGAUCACAGCCAAGUUGAAUCCAGGCUGUGACAAUCCUUCUCUGUGCAAAGAUGCCAUAUUGGUACAUGUCAAGGCCGAAGGUUUGGAUGACACUCUUCACCACAUUUGGGAUUUCACCUGGAAACCAUCACUGCUCCUGGCACUCACUGAGAAGAACACUACGCUAAACAUCCAAUGGUCGCCUUUCCUUGCUGGCAAUGAGGAUGCUGUAAAAUUUGAUUCGGUGCCGAAAUACGUAUAUGGAGUUGUUCUUGACAAGAUGAUUGAAUUUAACGAUGCAGAUGACACAGGAUAUUUGAAUGAGACAAACUCCGAUUCUUCUUAUAUUUCUCUUCUGGACACAAAGAACUUCAACUGGAAACUCAGCAAUCUGACAAACACCAGUGGUGAAGCUACCUUGACUGUUGUCGCAACAGAUUUCAAAGACAAUCUCAUUAAUCUUCAGAAAAAUGGAACUGUACAAAUCACUUUGUCAGCGUAUGGAGCUGAGACCCACGGUGAGCCUCUGCCCCACCUGCUGCACUCUGGUAACGCCUCUCAGGUAGACCUGAUCAUCAAUGGACUCUCCCCGCAGUACAAUAGGUCUCGCUACGGACUCAGCCUCCUCGCAGUCAGCUCUGACUCUCGUAACUCCACAUUGCCCUCGGUCAACCACAGGAAGACACUGGAUGACGAACACGCACCCGGAGUCUUCACUAUCGAGGAGUUGCUAACACCGGCAGUGCAUGACAAGGCUGGUGGUGGUUACCUUCAGUGGCGUCCCAUUGUAUACUUCUCUGACAAGCGUGAGAUGACCAACAGCACAGAAACAGUGCAGUAUCAUGUAGUCGCCCCAACAUCCCCACGCUCGGCUCUCAACCAUUCGCUCCUGUUCUCUGCCCUCGGACCGCAAGUUGACGACAUGCUCACCAUCGCUACCAAUGUGACCUUCGGAGUAGCUAAGGACGGCUUCUACAACAAGAAUCAAUAUGCUGCAUGGACUAUGGUUACCGGCUACGGGCAGCCCCCAGAAGAGCACUUCUCCAUGUUGGUAAUGUUGGUGUUGCUGAUUGGUCUUGGACUUCCGGCCAUAGUGAUCCUCACUGGAACUGUAUGCCUUGUCGUCCGCCGCCUACAACGCAACAAGGACGACUUCUUCCUAAGCCGAUAACUUCAUCUCCCUUUCAGUCGGUGUUACCUUGUCUUUCAGUGAGUUGCUGUUAGUAUUUGACGACGUCCUAAACCGUAGAACCCAGUGUGGUGAUGAGUUCAUUUUCCCCUUUUUCUAAUCUCAGUAAUAUUUUGUUAUGUAACAUUUUUUUUUUAGAGUUGUUCUUACUAUGCAACUAUUAUUUUAAUCUUGUAAGACUGAUUGGUUGUACUUAAGGGUUUACUAGCUCAUACAUUUUAGUGAUUAACUUGUUUAGGUUUUUGGGAGAUAUUUAUUUACAAAGUAGGCCUAUAUGUAAAGAAAAAGUAUGUCAAACAUUUUAAUGAGGUUUUAAGCAAUAUUUUCCAAACACUGUUAAAUUUCUCAUCAACAUCGAUUGAAAUUUCUUACAUAAAAUAUCCCUCGUUAAAAACCCGGCUCUAUAUUUUACAAGUGUGUUGAUUAUCAUUAUUUGUGGCUACUAAGUGAGAUUAGAAGAGGCAAGGAAGAUACUCAUCCAUGUGUUUUAUAUACCAAAGCUAAUUCCUAAAAUACUAACUUAUAUUUAAUUUAGCUGUAAGACAAAGGUACCUCUGAUGUAAUAGCCCUGUAGUUACUUCUAUCUGGUUGUCCUCAACAUUCCUUCACUACCGUUUUACAAGACUGUACUAAGAAAGCAUUUACUUUACAUUCCAUUAUUAAACAGUUAACUGGCUCAGAAAGCUUGUUAAGUGUCUACAGUCCAUUCUUUUGUUUAUUGUACCAUGGUUUUACUAACCAGGUAUAUUGCUCAUUUAUUUGAAGCAUUGUUGACUGUUUAUGAUGUUCUCAAUUCUCUAUAGGUAGCUAUUUUAACACAUGCCAUAAGGUAUUCUGUGUUCUGUGUAGAACAAACCCACCCAUGCAAUAAGAGCAAUUACAACUUUAUAGAGAAGCUAGAGCUUAUAUUUUAUUAGUUAACAAGCACUAAAGCACAUGUAAUUAGUAUUAAAUAAAUAUGAUAUUUUUAGUUUAUAAGUUAGCGUUACAAAUAAGAAGUUUUAGUUUUCCGUACCAUUGAAGUAACGUUCAUUGUUUUAGUUUAGGAGUGUGUUUUAUCUGAGUUGCUUUUAAUCAAAAUAACGUAUUGAUAUAUAAAGCCUCGUUCACACGGGGCGAGUUUACACGCUACGCGCCGGCGUGUAAGAAGCUGGCGAGUUGGUAAGUGCGCUUGUAUUCGUUCACAUGGAGCUUGUCCACUUGCCAACUCGCCGACGUUAAGAAAGAUGCCGGCAAGUCGGCGAGUGCGCUUGUAGUCGUUCACACGAUGCUUUUUCCACUCGCUCAGUAGCUGGCUUGAACUAAAUUCUCCGACAUCUUCGAAUAACAUGCGCACAAGCACAAGCAACUGUUCACACUGAGCUACUUUACACGCCUACUCGCUCAAAAGCUGGCGAGUUGGCGUGUAAAGUAGCGGCAGCGUAAACUUUUACUAGCAGCUUUUGAGCGAGUACGUCAUUCACACUGGGUUUUUUUACUAGCUGCGUGUAAAAAAUCUGGCUUGUAGCUUGUAAACUCGCCCCGUGUGAACGGGGCUUAAUAUAGGCCUAGGAUCAUUUUAAGUGUAAAAAAAUUAAUAUGUUCUUCAAUUGCUAAUAACAUUCAGAAUCUCGUUCUACUGAUUUAUGGAAAUGUAAUAGUUUUAUUGCAUUUCCAUUGUUGUUUUAUUAAAAUAUAGGCCAUAAUAUAUACUUUAAUUCAUAUUAUUCAUAGUAACGUAUAUAAGUGGAAGAAAAAAUUUUUAUUUCCUAAUAUAAGUUAUAAGAGUGUGUAUUGUAAUUUGUAAGUGAUAGUUGCGUUAACUUUUUGAUAACCGUGUUAGCCUUUGUUAGAUGCGAAAUUCUUUGCCAUAAAUUCCGUCCAAUAUGUUUCUUUUCAAAAUUAUCAUCAGUUUCAAAGGAUCUUUUAUUUUUCCAAAUUUCAUUUGAUGAUGAAUAAUUCCAAGAUUUUUAGUUGCAAAUUAGUAUUCAUAUUUUUAUUAUAAUUCUGCAAUUGAGACUUAAGUGUUGUGCAAUAAUUGAGAAAUAUUCCGAAGUUUAUCCUUCCAUUGACUGUACAUUCCUUGUUGUAAAUCAAUAUCACUGAUAGAUCAUCGUUGUUAUAACUGUCCCUUAGUUGUCACCUAUGCUCAAGUCCAUUAUCAGUUCAAGCAGCAAUUUUAUAGUCUUGAGCUUGAUUUGAUGGUGGUUGUUAUAAAAAAAUGUUGGUGGUCAGUGUAGUAAGUCUUCACAAAUUCCUAAUAGAAAAUCUUUAUUGUACUGUAAAUUUAGGCAAGGUUAAUACUCCGUUCAGUUUUGUGUACUAUAGCUGAUUCAAGAGUGGAAGUUAGUAAACACCAGUUCACAUUUAAAUAUAACGGCUUGACUUUGGUCACUCUGUGUACAAAAGCUUAACAGUAUAAUUGGGCCUCUAGAAUAUAUAAUUUUGAUCUCGCCCUUGGUAAAUAACUAGUAACCCUGUGAUCUCGAGUCAAUUUCCUCUACCCUCAAAUAGUUAUUCAUUUUUAUUAGCUAAUGUUGUUUAAAAAAUAGACUUAUAUUUAAAAUACAACGUUAUAAGUCAAUUAAUUCUAAUGAAACUGUUAUUUUUGUAAAUUUUAGCCAUGACAACUAUUACGCUUUUAACAUAGGCAAUGUACACGUAUCGAUUUAAGUCUGAAUUUAUUGUUAGAUAGGCUCAAUAAAUGAAUUUACUUCAAA
Messenger RNA from Macrosteles quadrilineatus (aster leafhopper), 4113 nucleotides. Its product is annotated as glycosylated lysosomal membrane protein-like. The record is from RefSeq and is a predicted model, not a curated record. Gene Ontology annotation, cellular component: lysosome. NCBI's taxonomy places the organism in Eukaryota, Metazoa, Arthropoda, Insecta, Hemiptera, Cicadellidae. The coding region runs from base 185 to 1396 and encodes 403 amino acids. The transcript has 6 exons.